Messenger RNA from Pundamilia nyererei, 2689 nucleotides. RefSeq names its product CLIP-associating protein 1-B-like. The transcript has 8 exons. Gene Ontology annotation, molecular function: microtubule binding; kinetochore binding. Lineage: Eukaryota; Metazoa; Chordata; Actinopteri; Cichliformes; Cichlidae. Gene Ontology annotation, cellular component: spindle microtubule; basal cortex; kinetochore. Gene Ontology annotation, biological process: mitotic spindle assembly; establishment of mitotic spindle localization. Bases 1 to 1212 code for a protein of 403 amino acids. The record is from RefSeq and is a predicted model, not a curated record.
AUGCCCAUUGGACUUGUCUCGUGCUGCAGCAUGCUGGAGUACGACAGCGAGAACCUGAACUCCGAGGAGAUCUACAGCUCGCUGCGCGGUGUCACCGAGGCCAUCCAGAACUUCAGCUUCCGCAGCCAGGAGGACCUGGUGGAACCGCUGAGGCGGGACGGGAAGAAGGAUGGCGUUAUGACUGGAGGCGGGGCUUCCUCGGACUCCGAACCUCGUCCCAGCGGUGAUGCAGUGGAGGGCGGGCGCACUGCCCUGGACAACAAGACCUCUCUGCUGAACACGCCGUCUCCUCGAUCCUUCGCCGGCCCGCGCUUCAGAGAGUACAACCCAUACAACUACACGGACGGCAUCAGUACGAUGGAUAAAGCUGCGCUGAAGGAGGCGCUGUACGAGGACGCUGUGGAGCAGCUGCGAGAAGGCCGCCGGCAGGAAAGUGUGGAAAACAAGAUCCUGAACCCCAAAGGUUUCCCAGCCGGGGCUGCUGAGCAGCUGGAGCUGGUCGGAGAGCUGCUGAAGGAGCUCUCCCAGGGCCAGGCAGGGGAGCGGGGCCCUGAGGAGCGCCGGGGGACCCUGCUGGAGAUGCUGAAGGUGGCCCGGGAGGACAGCUUGGUGGUGUGGGAAGAGCACUUUAAGACCAUGCUGCUGCUCCUGCUCGAAACGCUGGGAGACAAAGACCACACAAUCCGGGCACUCGCCCUGCGAGUCCUAAAGGAGAUUCUGAGGAACCAGCCCGCCCGCUUCAAGAACUACGCCGAGCUCACCAUCAUGAAGAUGCUGGAGGCCCACAAAGACUCGCACAAGGAGGUGGUGCGGGCGGCCGAGGAGGCGGCCUCCACGCUGGCGGGCUCCAUCCACCCCGAGCAGUGCAUCAAGGUGCUCUGCCCCAUCGUGCAGACGGCCGACUACCCCAUCAACCUGGCCGCCAUCAAGAUGCAGACGAGAGCCAUCGAACGCAUCACCAGAGAGCCGCUGCACCAGCUGCUGCCCGACAUCAUCCCCGGACUCCUGCAGGGCUACGACAACACUGAGAGCAGCGUGAGGAAGGCCAGCGUCUUCUGCCUGGUGGCCAUCUACUCUGUGAUCGGAGAGGAGCUGAAGCCUUACCUGGCUCAGCUGACCGGCAGCAAGAUGAAGCUGCUGAACCUGUACAUCAAGCGGGCGCAGACCUCCACCAGCAACAGCAGCAGCUCCUCCGACAUCUCCUCCUACUAACUCCUGCAGCUUCCAUCCUCGCAGACACGCUUAUAAACGGUUUCAUUCCAUCAGCCGGUGAUCGACCUGAGGGGCGACGUCACCACCAGUGGGAUCAUCAUCAGUUUCUUUGUAGGACCAGGUGCCUGGCACCUCAUCUUCUUGACCAGCUUCUGUUUCCCAAACCAUCUUCCAUCUCAUUCCUUCAGCUGCUGAUGGAGCUGAAGUCCCUGAGGAGCUCAUGCUGUCACCGCUCCAGUUUCAUGUCCAUCAUCCAUAAAGUUCAGCUCGUUUUUUGGAGGUAGGGUGACCCUGGCUUUUGAGACGUUUCAUGAAGAUCCACCACUAGAUGCAUUAGCCUUAAGACUUCAUCUUCCAUCUUCCAGUAUGGAAAUGAUCAAUUUUUAAAGGCCGUGUGCCUGAAACCAAGAUCUCCUCUUCCUCAUCUCAUCAUCGUCAUCUUUAAUCUCCUGGAUGUGAGGUGCAGUUUGAAGCCGAGGAGAUCGUGGAACCAUGAAGGACCUGAAGAGGAGAGUUUUUGCAGUGUAGCUUCCUCCUUCUGUCAGUAUUUUUAUUCCUUUUUAGUACCUUUAAUCCACUUCCUGGACACUGUUUUGCUUUGACACAUCAAACCUUUUAUUGAAUGUAAAGAGCUUUGAGUGAGCGCGAGUCUCCUUCGUGAACUACUGCCUCAUCGAUGGGACGUUUUCCAGUUUUUAACAUUUGAAUGAGUUGUUACAGAAAGUAGCACUACGGUCUUUAAAAGGCUGAAUCCCAGAGAUAAUCGAAAGAUCAACGCAAGCUUUAUUUUGAAAAUGGGCUCAUGCCUCUGUGAGUGCGAUGGGAGAAUCGACGGGGUUGCACUCAGUCCUGGAAUAAUCUAUUUCAAAAGAUGUGAAGCUCGUCUCAGUUUACAGUGAUUGAUCAUUUGGCUGGCCAAUGAUUUUAAGCACUACAGAUCAGCAAAGUUUUAUUGUUCUGGGCCCGAGAACCAGCAGAAAACAGCAGUGUUUAUAUUUAAAAGUCAUUUUUUAAGGUGUGAAAAAGAAGGAACAAAUUAUUUCUGUUUUUGUGGCACUCAUCAGUUAGAUUUCCAUUUAAUAGUCAAGGCUAAAUAUUUCACCUCACAGAUCACAGUUUUCUACCUGAAUUGGAAAAAAAAUGUCAAAUUGAAACGGCCGUGUUUUUAGAUGAAGAACUUGUGACUGAGAGUUAUUUUGAAAUCACAGGUUUGCUUUAGUUAGCUGUCUAAAUGAGCUGUUGGAGAUGAGGUGGAGGUUUGAAAGAGACAGACCACACACACAGAUUUAAUAUUCAGUGUUGGAAAUUAGAUUUGUCCUACAUGCGCGUGAACAGCACUUUCUUGUAUACGGGACUUUCACAAUAAAAGCUUUAGCAGCAGCAGGGUAAAUUUCAGCUGAUUAAACAGCUUACAGAAGCAUGUUGAAGAGCUGAUCGUAGGAUUUAAGUAAGCUUAACUUUAGUUUAGGAAGUUUUG